Messenger RNA from Peronospora matthiolae, 2247 nucleotides. The record is from the annotation of a GenBank genome assembly. Lineage: Eukaryota; Oomycota; Peronosporomycetes; Peronosporales; Peronosporaceae.
AUGGACGCCUCCUCCCUCCGCAUCUCCAAGUUCGAUGGAACUAACUUCCACGCCUGGAAGUUCAAGAUGCAGAUGGUGCUGGAGGAACGGGACCUAUGGGAGGUCGUCAGCGGUGAGAUCAAGGCGGAACAGUGCGAGACUCAGUUGGACCAAGCGACGUACAAGAGGAAGUCAAGAAAGGCGAUGGCAGUGAUCUGUCUAGCCAUGGAAGAUUCCCAGCUACCGUUGGUCCGGUCGGCAAGUGGUGCAUGCGACGCAUGGUCAAGGUUGGAAGACCACUUCGAGAAGAAGAGUCUUGCCAACAAGCUGUUCUUGCGCCGUCGCUUCUUCACGACAAUGAUGGAAGAAGGCGACGAUGUGCUCGAACACAUCAACAAGCUCAAGACGCUGGCGGAACAGCUAGAAGCGGUGGGGGCUCCAGUCUGCGAGGACGAUCUGGUGAUCACACUCCUCGGCAGCCUGAGUGACUCGUAUCAAUUCUUGAUCACAGCUUUGGAGUCGCGCUCAGACACUCUUAGCUGGGAGCUCGUGACGUCUCGACUGCUUCAUGAAGAAAUGAAGCGGAAGGAGCAAGGAAGUAAAGGUGAUGAAGCUUCGCAAGGUCAAGCGUUCAUCACAAGGGACAAUCAGCGCAAAGGGCGACCAGUGAAGAAGUCCUGGCCGUGCCACAAUUGCGGAAAGAUUGGUCACUGGAUGGCGGAGUGCCCCUCGCGCAUCCAAGAAAACACGGAGAGACACCGGCCACAGCGUGCUCAAGACAGCGGCGACCGCUAUCGAUCACAACGUGCAAACGUCGCUCAAGAAGAAGACUCGGGCGACUACCUCUUUUCGAUCGGUGAAACGACAUCUGCGAAAUCGAGCGACAUCUGGCUGGUCGACUCCGGGGCGACGCAGCACAUGACGUGCUCCAAGAAGUUCAUGCGGAACUACAAGGGGUUUGACGCUGUGGAUGUCCAUCUCGCGGAUGAUGGAAUCGUCCAAGCAAUCGGCAGUGGGGACAUUGUCAUGUCGAUGAAGACACCCCAAGGGAUGAAGAAAGGUGUGCUCACAAACGUGUGGCACAUCCCAAAGUUAUCCAGAAACCUGUUCUCGGUCGGCCGCUUCACCAAGGAUGUCGGCCCAGUGACGUUCACGAAGGAUGGGUGCUAUGGAGAAGCGAAAGGGACCAAGUGGAAAAUUGGUGCCCGUGAAGGUAAAGGACUGUUCAAGCUGCAAAUGACUCCAGUGGCGCCGGAACAAGCAAAUGCAGCCAAGUCGUCGGGAUGUCAAGGGGGCACCAAGUCGUACCUCUGGCACCUUCGGCUUGGCCACAUAGGUCACGAUGGACUCAAUUGCAUCGUGACGAAGAACAUUGGAAUUGGCAUCGACAUAUCUUCGGUGAAGAAGUGGGACGUGUGUGAAGGUUGUGCUCUGGGAAAACAGACUCGAGUGCGCUUCCAAUCAAACACUACAGCUCGCACCUCCAAACUCCUCGAAGUGAUUCACAGCGACGUAUGCGGACCGAUGUCGAUGGCAACUUUCAGUGGAAAACGGUACUUCGUGACAUUCAUUGAUGACAAGUCAAGAUACUGUGUCGUCUAUCUGCUCAAGAGCAAAUCUGAAGUUGCGGCGAAGUUCAUGGAAUACGCUGCGAUGGCCGAAACGCAAACCGGAAAGCGCGUGAAGUACCUUCAAAGCGACAAUGGGGGUGAAUACAAGUCCGACAAGCUGGCACGAUUCUGCGCGGAACGGGGAAUACAACAAAGGUUCACACCCCCAUAUACUCCUCAGCUAAACGGAGUAGCUGAGAGAAUGAAUCGCACGCUGGUCGAGUGUGCGCGUUGCAUGAUGGAACACGCUGGACUGGGAAAGAGCUACUGGGGUGAAGCAGUGAUGACGGCGAUGUUUCUUCGAAACCGCUGUCCAACACGUGCCAUUCACCAAGACAAGUCUCCAUAUCAAGUGUGGACGAUGAAGAAACCGAUUCUGGCCAACCUUAAAGUGUUUGGAUGCCACGCGUAUGUUCAAGUGCCUCAAGACAAACGCGCGAAGUUCGACUCCAAGUCAUCACUCUGUCGUUUCCUGGGAUACGCCGAACACCAGAAGUCAUAUCGAUUUGAGGAAGUGUCAACAGGAGCGAUCAAGAUCAGUCGCGAUGCCACAUUCAUGGAAGACAAGUUUGAUGAAGGUCCGCGCAACUACAACGAUGAGUCAAGUGUCGUUGAGUUUGAUGAUCAUGAUGAGGACGAAGAAAAAAGAAGAAGGUAA